GGCAGAGAGAGAGAGACAGGGUGAGACAUGGCGUCACUUCUAUGCUUCGAAGAUCUGACCUGCUCUGUUUGUCUGACUAUCUUCACGGAUCCAGUGACUCUGCCCUGUGGACACUCUUUCUGCAGACAGUGUGCCACAGAAGUCCACAGCUGUCCACAGUGUCGGGAAGCUCUUUCAACAGAAGCCAAGUGUCUCCCGACCAGCAUUAUUCUGAAAAGCCUCGCUGAGAAGGCCAGAGAAGCGGAGAAGAUGAAGGAAGAGGGUGGGAGUGAGAAACCAGAGGUUCCUGACUUGUGCCCUGAACAUGAAGAAAAGCUGAAGUUAUUCUGCCUCACAGAGCAGGAGUUGGCUUGCAUCAUAUGCAGAGAUGGGGACAGACAUGAAGGACACAAGUUUAAACCAAUCAAAGAAGCAGCUGCAUCGCUGAGGAAGGAGUUGGAGACAUUUGUACAGCAUGUGUUAGAUGAUAUCCAUGCUAUAGAAAGCCUGGCCAACACACAGAGGGAAGAAAUAACAAAAACCAAAGAAAAGUCUGAACAGCUGAUUACCCAAAUCAGAAGCCAGUUUGAGGAGAUGCACCAGUUCCUGCAGAGAAGAGAAGAUGAGAUAAAGAAUGAGCUGAAACACAAAGAGGAAGAUGGUAUAGAGAAGAUGAGUCACAGCUUAAAUGCCAUAGAAACAACUUUGUCUGAGAGGAAAGAGAUGGAGGUCAAAGCAACGUCAGUUCUAAAGAUCUCAGACUCAGAGAAGUUUUUAAAGAGCUGGACUGAAGGCAAAAGUAUGAUGACCACAAAAAGUUUGUUCAGGCCCAGAGCGAAAGAGCUUCAAGUAGUGAGCACUUCUCUCUCUUUGGGGCCUUAUGAAAGUCACCUGCAGUUCUUCAUGUGGAAGGAGAUGCUUCAGGUGAUCCAACCCAGAGCAGAGCAGCUCUCACUCAGAAGCAACAGUACAGUUUUAUCUGUGUCUGAUGAUGGUCGGAGUUUGUUUUCUGCUCCCCAAUACGCUCCCCAAUACAAACAAGCUGCUUCAUUUUAUCCAUCUGGUUACCGUUCAUCAUCAUAUCAGCCCGUAAUGGUCGACCCCGAUUACCCCACGUCUUCCUCCAGCACAAACUAUGCAUCCAGUGUCACUGAGUUUACUUCAGGGCAGCAUUACUGGGAGGUAGAGGUUGGAAGCAGAGACUACUGGGAGCUAGGGCUACAAGAUAAUAGUCUGAGGUAUGAUGGGAAAAAAUAUUACGCCUUGCAUCAAAAUAAGAGCAGACCACUAGCAUUUAAAGGCAGACCUCGAAAGAUUGGAGUUUACCUAAACUGCUCAUCCAAGAAACUCUCCUUCUAUGAUGCAGACAACAUGAAACAUAUCCACACUGUGAGCCCUGAUCUCACAUUCAUGCCAGUGUCAGCGUAUUUUAACAUCAGACACAAAGAACCAGAUCAUAACCCCAUUACAGUGUGCUGGUACUGAACAGAGCAAUGAUCCAGCCAGAAAUCCUUGGCAGGUAAAUGAAAGAUGUUGUAUUUGGGAACAUUGUGUUUCACAAGUUAAUAUUUUUUGAUCUAAUUUCCACACAACACUGAAUACAUGCAGCUGAAAACUGCAGGUAAAAAUGUAAUUCAUCUAAAAUGCAACAAAUUAAUUUUUUAACUUUUUCCUGAUUACCAUUUGGAUCUUUAACAUAUAGCUGUUCACACUCAUGAAGAAUCAAAAAUAAAGAAUGUUAAUCUUUUGAAUAACAUUGGUGCCAGAUUAUGUACUUCUGACCUAAUACAUCAAUUUUGUGAUUGUUUUUUGAACACAUUUUCCUUUACCACCAAGUUGGAUUGUUGUCAACAUCCUGUAGUUUACAGCCAAAUUAUACGUCAUAAUAAGGAACUUUUCCAGCAAAAAAUACAGGACUCCUUAAAAAAAAAACCCAUUACAUUAUGUUUUCACUGUUUUAGAAGAUAAAAGUAUCCAAAAAUCUCACAAAUAAAACCACAUUACUUGGUUUAUAAAAACAAAACCAACAAGUAAUAUGGUUUACUAAAUCUAAGACAGCUGGGGGAUGCUACAUAUAGAACUUUACAAAUCUGAAAGUGCAGAACUAUGGAACCAGAGGAGCCAACCUGAGGAACUAGACAGGAAGCCAGAAGUUCCUAGAAGGAGUAAAUAAAUAAUCUUGCUGUGCUUUUUUUUUUUUUUUUUUAAUGCACUGUAAAGCUGUGUUUGAGCUCUUUUAAAGUGAUUUUGUUUUUUGUUUUGUUUUUUUGGGACCAGUAUUGUUGGUCUCUUGUAAGUUUAGUUGAUCAUUGUACACAUGGUGAGGGGACUGGGUGUUUCUACUGUAAUGCUGCAAUGUAUAAAAUAAUAAAACAAUUUACACUACAGAAUAGAAGUGCACACAGGUGGUGGCUUACUAAUUAGAAAUAAUAUAAACCUGUUCAUGUAGUAAAGUUAUUAAGAAAGAACUGUUAGCAGACAUGUCUCACUGAUUCAGUCACUUGUAUGUUCAAUUAUAAAAUAAAUCCUGCUAACGUGGUAACAGCAUUCACUGUUAAGAAUGUAACUUUGUGUUUUUUGCUUCUUUUGGUUGAAAGGUAAAAUGUUAAUGUUGCCCAUUGAAACACUCUUGGUGUAACUGUGCCAAAAAUGCUUCCUAUUAAGUGAUCACUGUUUUGAAAAAUAAACAAGUAAAUACAA
Amphiprion ocellaris (clown anemonefish) is the source of this 2679-nucleotide messenger RNA. RefSeq names its product nuclear factor 7, ovary-like. NCBI's taxonomy places the organism in Eukaryota, Metazoa, Chordata, Actinopteri, Pomacentridae. Gene Ontology annotation, molecular function: zinc ion binding; protein binding. The transcript has 2 exons. The record is from RefSeq and is a predicted model, not a curated record. The coding region runs from base 28 to 1464 and encodes 478 amino acids.